Messenger RNA from Lindgomyces ingoldianus, 818 nucleotides. RefSeq lists its product as uncharacterized. Gene Ontology annotation, cellular component: endoplasmic reticulum membrane. Bases 13 to 756 code for a protein of 247 amino acids. The transcript is spliced from 3 exons. Gene Ontology annotation, biological process: GPI anchor biosynthetic process. The record is from RefSeq and is a predicted model, not a curated record. Lineage: Eukaryota; Fungi; Ascomycota; Dothideomycetes; Pleosporales; Lindgomycetaceae.
CGAAAACCCGCAAUGUCACCAACGACCACAGCAACAGAGGCUCCGAAAGUCAAGCCGCCAGAAACGCCAAUUGAACAUCUUAGCAAUGACACGGCAAAGCUCUACACGCACAUCCACCCCAUCCUUAUACUCUCUCUCUACGCCUUCCAAUUCAAAUCCAUCGUUGCAGACCCAGUUCCCGCGCUCCUGAACACGCUUGUUCCCCUUGGCAUACUACAGAUUACUUAUGUAGCUGUGUGUCUGCCGCCCAUUGGAAGUGAUGUUGCGCCUGCUGCAGAGAAGCGGAAACCAGGGGAGAAGAAGAAAAUAGCGCCUGGGAAACUAGUGAGCGGUCUGAACGGCAAGAUUAUUCCAGCUUUCAUCUCCCUCCUUGUCUCGACCCUCGCCGCUACUCCCCUCCUCAUGCUCACCCUGAUCUUCUUUGGGGCGCCGAUUACAACGCACCACGCUCAUACUUUGCUUUGCGCAGCGCAUAUCUCCCUCCUUGCUACCCUGCCUUUGAUCUACGUACAUGGAGUGGAUGGGGAGAGGUGGAGGGAGAUUGUAGCCUGCCUGUUGCCAAUUGAUGAGGUUUACGGAUGUCUGAUUGGUACUGUGUUGGGCGCCUGGUUAGGCGCUGUGCCAAUACCGUUAGAUUGGGAUCGCGAGUGGCAGAAAUGGCCAGUUACUAUUGUCACCGGAGCAUAUUUGGGGUUUGUUGUUGGAAAGCUGGCAGGUGGCACAUUCCUGAAAGGAAAGCAGAUGAAGUUUGAGUAAGUGGAUUCUAAUAGAAUAAGUUUGUUUCUUCGUCGAAGAAAUUGGGUAGCAACAUAUCUGGG